GAGCCGAUGCUCUGGCCCGAGUAUGGUGACACGCCGGCGGACGCUCGAAGUGCGCGACUGCGGCUUUGUACAUCAACGCCUGAUUCGACCCCCAAGCGACGUCAUUCAGGCCAGUUGGUGCGCCAGUAAGCGUCUGCGCUGGAGCAGAAACUGCGGACACCGCCAGCUGACUCAACCCUUAGCAUAUGGAAGAUCGUGUAUCAGAAUGAACUCUACCCCAACUUUAUUGAAAGUGGCGAAAAUUCUAUAGUGCCUAGUGCAUGUACAUGAAUUGCAAUGCUGCGCUUAAUUCUGUAGAUCGGGCAGUUAAGCUUAAAAUACUAUCUUCUUCUGGAGUACCACACCUCUUACCGUUUUCUGUAAUAUUUGAGGGUGUACUAUGCGUCUGGAGCAGCUGCUGUACAAGGCACAGGGGCAUGGCGUGCUUCGGCGUCCGAGAGCGUGGGCAGCAGCGCUGCACAGUGCACUCAAACUAAUCUUUUGAGCCGAGAGUGUGGAGCGGCGAUUUGUGCUGGAAUGUGUUGGUCGGAGACAUAUUGAAGGCUGCUGGGACAGGUCGCCCCGGCGGCGGCGGCGUACCCGUGACGCUGAGAAGUAGAGCGGACCGGACCGGUAGCGUAUGCGGAAGGUGCUCCCAGUACCGACUGCCAGCAGCCUCUGAGCGGCAGCCAGCGCCUUCCCUGUGACCGCGAGCAUGGAGCGCCAGACAGCGCCUCCCGCCGUCACCGCCCACACGGCCUCUCUGACUGCGGGCGGCCGGGGCACGGCGGCGGUGCCGUCGUCGCUGCACUGCACGAGCCCGGCCAUCUCGCCGCAGGUCCGGUUUCAGGUCACUCAUUCAUCGUCGGGCCGCACCGAGCGGGAGCGUCGCAGAACGGCGUCCUCCUGCUCGUCGCGCUUCAGCGACGUGUCCUCGCCGGACGACGACUCGCUGACUCUGGAGCGGCACGCGCCGGACGGCGGAUGGGGCUGGGUAGUGGUGGCCGCUUCCUUCGUUGUCAACAUGAUCGCCGACGGAAUCGGCUUCUCGUUCGGUGUGUUUUUCGUCGAGUUCCUGCGCUCGUUCGGGGCGUCCAAGGGCACGACGGCCUGGCUGGGUAGCAUUUUCCUGGCGCUGCCGCUGCUGCUCGGCCCGCUGGCCUCCUCGCUGGUGGACAGGUUCGGCUGCAGGCGGUGCACCGUGGCCGGCUCGCUGCUGGCCUCCGCCGGCUUCCUGCUCAGCUACUUCGCCAACUCGAUGGAGCUUCUCUUUGUGACCUUCAGCAUCCUGCCCGGCAUCGGCCUGUCCGUGUGCUACGUGGCGGCCGUGGUGAUUGUGGCCUACUAUUUCGAGCAGCGCCGCUCUUUGGCCACCGGUAUCAGCGUGUGUGGCACGGGCGUGGGCACGUUUCUGUUUCCGCCGCUGGUGGAGCACCUGCUGCAGGAGUACGGCUGGCGCGGUGCGCUGCUCGUCCUCUCCGCUAUUCUGCUCAACGUGGCCGUCUGCGGUAUGCUGAUGCGGGACCUCGACUGGACUAAGCGCAGCCGCCGAGAGCGCUCCAGUCAGUGCACGCUCUCGGCGGACGGGGACUCGGAGCGCUGGACGGCCGACUCGGACUCGCUGCCGGACGUGGAGCGGCUGCGGGGCGCGCUGGCCGCUCGGCCGCCGGCCGCUGAGCAGCUAGAGCGGCUGCACAGCUCGGCGCUGCAGCUGCCCACAUGGCUGGCCGACGGCGACCUCUCUCCGGAGGUGCUCAACACGAUCGAGUCCAACCGGAGCCUACGUGAGCUGGUGAGCCGUCUGUAUCCGCAGCUGCUGACAGAACGGCCGGCUGGCCUCACCACCUAUCAGAGACUCCCGGCAGACGGCGGCGGCAUCAACACGAGCUCGCCAACCGGCGAGGGUGUCCCUGAAGGCGACGAGCUGCAGGGUUGGCACGGCCUGCUGGAUGCAGAGAGUCCGGCUGUGCUGGCGGGUAAAUCCGGUGGCGACCGGCGGCUGCGUCACCUACUGCCGCCGCUGAGCUGCGACUCGGCGCCGUCGGCGGCCCAUCUGCGCAGCCGCAGACUGCGGCGCCAGUCGACUACGUACCGCGGCGCCAUGCUGAACAUCCAACGCUACCGACCGAGGGCCGCCUCAUGUCCGGACAUUUACUCGACGGUUACCGCCGCGGCCGGUGGAGAUGGCGAGCACUACUGCAGCUACCUGGGCGGCGUCUGCGGCACCCUGCGCAAGAUGGUUGACCCCGCCUUCUUCCGACUGCCCGGCUUCGUGCUGUUCGCACUGUCCAACUUCGUCUUGUACAUGUUCUACGACGUGCCCUACGUCUACCUGGCCGACGACGCCAUCAGCAGGGGCGCGUCGGACGAGGACGCCAGCAUGCUCAUCUCCGUCAUCGGCGUGAGCAACGUCGUAGGCGUGGUAGGUGACAUCCGAGUGGUGGGCGACGUCCGAGUGGCAGAUAUCUCUGUCUGGGCCUGGGGCCGUAUUCACGUCGACUUCGUAAGUCGAUUUUCUUUUGUAAGUAGUAUUUGGUAUUCACGUCGACACUUCUUAAGUUUUUAUCGACGAAGCUCACGUGAUUAAAAAAUUUGCUUAAUGGGACCCUCCCACCUUCAAAAAAGUUAAUGAAUUGGCAUAAAAGUGAUGUCCCUUGGCUGG
Messenger RNA from Amphibalanus amphitrite, 2641 nucleotides. RefSeq lists its product as uncharacterized. The transcript has a single exon. The coding region runs from base 695 to 2566 and encodes 623 amino acids. Gene Ontology annotation, molecular function: monocarboxylic acid transmembrane transporter activity. Gene Ontology annotation, biological process: monocarboxylic acid transport; transmembrane transport. Lineage: Eukaryota; Metazoa; Arthropoda; Thecostraca; Balanomorpha; Balanidae. The record is from RefSeq and is a predicted model, not a curated record.